GACUGCAUGCCCUAAACUGCUGUCUGUGUGUCAUCGCUAAGGUUUGUAACAGACUCACACAUGCGCGCGGUGAGACUGCGCAUGCUCACUGUGCGCUCUGUGGUAAACCAGGGAAUGUGUAGCUAGCUUGAGGAGUUUUCAGCUUUAAUAUCCUCGACCCUCGGGUGCCUGGUAUAGGCAAGGAGCCUUUUCUACCCAAUUCUUAAUUGUAAUUGAAAAUGUCCGUGUUCUCGGAGCCUGCUUUGGAGAAGAAAUUAUCAGAACUGAGUAACUCCCAGCAGAGCGUGCAGACCCUUUCACUGUGGCUCAUCCACCACAGAAAACACUCCAAAACCAUCGUCAAAGUCUGGUAUAACGAGCUGAAGAAAGCCCAGGUGUCCCGUAAGCUGACUUUCCUGUAUCUUGCUAAUGAUGUCAUACAGAAUAGCAAGAGGAAAGGACCAGAGUUCACUCAAGAGUUUUCCCCAGUUAUUGUUGAUGCUUUCAAACAUGUUUCCAGAAGGAAAUAUGUGGUAGGCCAAGAAAAAUAUCUGAAAGGCGAAGAAUGGUUAGAAUGGUCACAGACAAACCACAGACCACCUCCAAAGAGCUCCAAGAACAUCUUGCUGCGGAUGGUGUCAUUCUACAUCGCUCCACGGUCCAGCGCACUUUGCACAAGUCACAGCUCAAUGGAAGGGUGAUGCGGAAAAACCUUUUCUGUGUACUGCCAACAAGCAGAGUCGUUUGAGGUAUGCAAAGGCUCGUCUGGUUCAUGUUCAAGAAUCAGUCAAGAGGUUGAAGUUACAGGACAAUGAUCCAAAGCAUUGUUCCAAAUCUACCAAGGGAUUCAUGUACAGACACAGAUACAGUGUUCUAGAAUGGCCAUCCCAGUCCCCAGACUUGAACAUCAUCGAAAAUCUAUAGAAUGAUUUAAAGCAGGCUGUCCAUGCUCGGAAACUAUAAAACCUGACUGAACUGGAGACAUUUUGCAAGGAAGAAUGGUCCAAAAUACUUGAAGCCAGAAUUCAGGGACUUAUC
Messenger RNA from Sinocyclocheilus anshuiensis, 1017 nucleotides. RefSeq names its product regulation of nuclear pre-mRNA domain-containing protein 1A-like. The transcript has 3 exons. Gene Ontology annotation, molecular function: RNA polymerase II complex binding. The coding region runs from base 219 to 680 and encodes 153 amino acids. The record is from RefSeq and is a predicted model, not a curated record. Gene Ontology annotation, biological process: mRNA 3'-end processing. NCBI's taxonomy places the organism in Eukaryota, Metazoa, Chordata, Actinopteri, Cypriniformes, Cyprinidae.